Messenger RNA from Cylindrotheca closterium, 1719 nucleotides. Lineage: Eukaryota; Bacillariophyta; Bacillariophyceae; Bacillariales; Bacillariaceae. The record is from the annotation of a GenBank genome assembly.
AUGGCCAAGUUCCCGAAACGAUUGUUUGAGCUUCUGAAGCUAACUGAAGAUAAAGGAUGGGAAGACAUAUUUUCUUGGGUUAACGAUGGUACUGGCUUCAAAGUUCAUGAUAGGGAAAAAUUCGAAAAGGUCUUGCUUCAGAAGCAUUUUAAUACCAAACGAUAUGCAAGCUUUGCACGGCAGCUUCAUGCCUACGGCUUUGAUUGUGUACGAACCGGCAGGAAUACUGGAAUUUACUCUCAUCCACGCUUCAAACGGGAUGACCCAAAGGGUUCUGCUGAGUUGAAGAGAGAAACGGGAAGAAACAUCUCCAAAGCAGCAGUCUCCAGACGCAACCAGGAAUGCCUAGGCAAAAGACUAGGCGAUCGCUUUGGAGGAACCCGCAACUUUGUUCUUGCAGGCGACACCAUUGUGCUAGUCCCUUCGCUUUUGGACACAUCCAAUGAAAGCGAUGACAGCUAUCAACAUUCGUCCUCCGUCAUGUCCAAUCUAUACAAUACCAUUCGCUCUCAAGUUGCUGAUCGAACAAAGAAGGCGCUUAUCAGGAUUCCUUCCGAAGCUACUAUUCCAGGCGCAGAUCUUCCGUUCCAGAGCAGGAAUACAGGGUUCUGGUCUGGCACCACCACUUCUGAGGGUGCUUUAAUGAAUGACUCAUCCGGAAUGCAUGAUGCAAACAAUACGUUCUGGUCUCCUUCUACAAAUCACCAGCGAAAGGUUAGUGAUGCCGAUGCAGCACUAUCGACGAAUAUCACUGGUGGGACUACAACAAUGAAUGGUAGAUCUCUAAUGCAUACUGUAUCUGAAUCUGAGCCGAACGAUGUGUUUGCAAGCCGCAACUUCAUUCAUGAUGAUCAUGAUAAUGAUCUGAAUCCAAUUCCAUUGAAUACGUCGCUCGAAGACCAUAAUUUGUUCCAUGGCGUAGACUGGGAUCCGAUACCAUUGUCACCAGAAGGCAGUGUAUCAGAUGAAGAUGAGUUUGGAUUACCGAACCAAGUCGAUUCCUUUAUGGAACCUCGACCAAUCAAUGAGAUGGUCCAAGACCCAGCCACGAUGAACAAUUGGCUCUACGACUCGGUUCCAAUGCUUGGGACUCCAAGAAAGCGUGCAAUGCUCGAGUUCUCCCUUCCCAUAUCUUUGCCAAUCGGCUUUUACUUUUUGGAUGUUUCCACAUAUGGAAUCUACUGGGUCGCUUUCCUAAUCUUGGGACACUUUGUCGAAUGCCUCUUUACCUCAUGGGGAGGUGCAGAAGAUGAAAAGGAUAAGACGUACACCAAAGAUCUCAGCAUCAAACCCACGAUUGGAAUGCUUCAGCAUCACAUCAUGGACUUGCUGUGGUUCCAUUCACUUCUUUCGAACAUGAUGCUGACACCACGCAAAUUUGGAUCCCCAUGCUUCCUACUGCUGUACCUCUUUAUUUGGCCGCAACCCUUCAAUCUUUGCAUGGCCAUCAAGACGCACUAUUGUGAAAGCAAUCUCGAGGGUACAUAUUCUCACGGGAAAUGGUGGAUUGGUGACAUCGUCAAGAACGUUUUCAUUGGGUACGCUUUGGCGAUAGUUGGUGUCAUUUUUAUGCACUUUUAUGACAUGACCUUCCUGCGAAUUCCGCUGGUGUUUGGCUUCAACAUGAUACCACUUUUCGCAUUCGAAUCCUACCGGUACUUGCUAUCAACACCAGCGAUCCUUUCGUCAGGUGUCUCUGAUGCGAAGAAAAUCAAAUAA